This is a messenger RNA of Cylas formicarius (sweet potato weevil), 2878 nucleotides long. RefSeq names its product dual specificity protein phosphatase CDC14C-like. NCBI's taxonomy places the organism in Eukaryota, Metazoa, Arthropoda, Insecta, Coleoptera, Brentidae. Gene Ontology annotation, cellular component: nucleolus; mitotic spindle; kinociliary basal body. Gene Ontology annotation, biological process: positive regulation of cytokinesis; cilium assembly; microtubule cytoskeleton organization. Gene Ontology annotation, molecular function: protein serine/threonine phosphatase activity; protein tyrosine/serine/threonine phosphatase activity. The coding region runs from base 270 to 2027 and encodes 585 amino acids. The record is from RefSeq and is a predicted model, not a curated record. The transcript has 8 exons.
CGUCAAUUUUCUUUUAUUUAUGGGAACUAUAUUCUCAAGUUAAACACCAGUAAAAUCAAAAUAAAUCGAAAAUCUAAGGCAAAUGUGGUUAAAACGUCUGUUCUGGUAUUCGUUUAGUUAAAAUCACAAUCUUAUGCUAAUAAAAAUAGUUGUGGACUUCUCUACAAUGGAGAAAUAUUUCCAUUAUUUAUAAACAAACUGUCAAUUAUGGUGCAACUACGAAUAUUUAGAUGAGUCGGAUUUUAGAUUGAAUGGUUUUUAGCUGACCUAUGAGAGCGAAAAACAAAAGCGUAUUAAACAUGGACGUUUUUGAUAAUGUUUUGCUGAAUGCAUCACAAUUUAUUAAAGGUCACUUGUUUUUUGUGUCUUUAAAUACCGAUAUCAAACCGAAAUCCAUCCCAUCUGUACAUUAUUUUUCAAUUGAUAAUGAACUUACAUAUGACAGCUUUUACCUCGAUUUUGGACCUUUAAAUUUGGCUAUGCUGUAUCAUUAUUGUGUGAAGCUGAGACGAAAACUUAAUAAUCCAGCUUUCGCAAAUAAGAAAAUUGUGCAUUACACAGGCUCCAAUGUGCAAAAAAGAGUUAACGCAGCUUUCCUAAUUGGGUCAUAUUCGAUAAUAUACCUCGGUUUUGAACCUGAAGAAGCGUAUGAGAUUCUGAAUCAUGACUCCACCAAGGAUUAUAUGCAGUUUCGAGAUGCAUCAAUAGGUGAACCUUACACUCUUUCAUUGUUGGAUUGCCUAAGAGCAAUUAAGAAAGCUCUGGAGUUUGGAUUUUUUAAUUUUGACAACUUUGAUUUUCUGGAGUAUGAACAUUAUGAACGAGUGGAAAAUGGAGAUUUUAACUGGAUUGUUCCAAAUAAAUUUAUUGCAUUCUGUGGUCCGCACAAUCAUUCCAAGCUGGAAAUGGGUUAUCCGAUUCAUUCACCAGAAACAUAUUUUGCUUAUUUCAGGAGGCAUAAAAUCAGCACUAUUAUUAGAUUAAAUAAAAAGGCAUAUGAUUCUUAUAAAUUUAUCCAAGCUGGUUUUGACCACAAAGACCUUUACUUCGCGGAUGGUGGGACACCUACUAGGCGAAUUAUGUAUCAUUUUAUCAAUAUCUGCGAAACAGCUAAAGGUGCCAUCGCAGUGCAUUGCAAAGCUGGGUUGGGUAGGACUGGUUCCUUAAUCGCUUGUUAUAUAAUGAAGCACUGGAAAUUUACUGCAGAAGAAGCAAUUGCUUGGAUCCGUAUAUGUCGGCCUGGUUCUAUUAUAGGCCAUCAACAAAGCUGGCUACGAGCGAGGCAGGCUCAGCUGUGGGAAGCUGGUGAAUUAUAUCGUGAACAGAAUGGUCUGUCCUCUCCUAUAAAAUUUUCUGUAGGGAUCUACAGUAUGUCUGAGCUAAAGCAAAAGAAGGGUCAGGAUAAUGUGACAGGUAUUAUGAGAAAAGUAGACUGCAUGGAAAUAAAUGACCCGCCUGAGCCCGAAUAUGAAGAAAGUAAAAUUCCCACUCAAGGUGAUAAACUAAACGAAAUUAAAGCGCAAAGAAGCAGGCUUAAGCCUCUCGGAAGCAUGAACACUGAUCGCUUGAGAAGGAUUCAUUUAACCAACGCUACUUCCAAUCAAACCACGCUAAGGGGCGGUAAGAUUAUUAGCAAUGGAUCACGCGUUUCUGGCUGCUCAAGCAACCGAAUCGUGACCAAAAGAAUUGAAACAAAAGAAACUGCUCCCAAGAAAAUAACUGCGAGGAAAGUGGUAACCCCCAUCUCCGCUUUGUCAAAUGACAAAGCCCAAUUAAGCAAUAAUAAGCUACCGGUUAAGUUGGGUUUGGUGCGAUUAGUGAAAAAUGGGCAGACCUAUCAAAACUGUCAAGCUUCAGAAGACCAAGUAAUCAAGCGCACUAAGCGGGCCUUACCAUUGGAGAAAGACAAAUGUAGCCCGAGGUCUGUAAAAGUUUUACGUCGUUCCCUGAUUAACUUUAGAUCUGAAACGUGCGAGAAAACUGACAAAAUGUAUUUACCGUCAGUGAAACUCAAUAAAAGUAUAUAAUUUUUAUCAGCACAAGACGUGUGCUCUUUGGAAUGAUGUUACUUUGUGUCGCAGGAGGAAAGUAUUAGUUUUCUAUUUGUGUAACUUCUGCCGUUUUCUGUUGUAUUGUGUUUUUAAUUCGAAUUCGAAAAGAAUAAGUAUUGUUAGAUAUAGCCUAAUUGGUGCUUUAAAGGCAUUUUCUUUUUUGGAAAGGCCUUCCCAAUGCUUUUUUAAUUUUUAUGAGUAUCUCUUUUUUUAAUGUACUUUUUUUGCUACAGCUACUGGAACCAUAUUGUAUAUAAUUUUUUUCUAAAUAACCAGUUGCUGUAAGCUGAACUUUUUUUAGUACCUUCAUCCUUGGGUUCUUUUUUGUUACAUAAAGUGAUUAUACAUUAUUAAAUGUAAAUAUUUUAGAGUAAAGGAGUGUGUUAUUACCCACAUAUUUUUUUUAAAGAUGUAUUUUUCCGUACCUAGUUAAAGAGAUUUUAUAACUUUUGUUAUCCUAUAUGAAUUAUUAAGUAACAGUUUAUGCCUUAAAUGUAUGUAGAUCAUAUCUUAGGAAAGCAAUGUUGGUAAAUAUCAAAGUGUAAAGGCAGUUACAAAAAUGCAACUGCCUUAACUUUAUGUGGGAUGUCCCUCAAUGUCUUUUUGAAAAUAUCCCGGGGUUUGUUAAAUCUCGGCAUAUAUUUCUGUUACACAUGUGAAGCUUUUUAGACUUAGUAAAUGGCUCGUUAAAGGCAAUGUAGCGAUUUUAUUGACUCAUGCAAUAUUAAUCUCGAUCAUUUAAAUUUGUCUCCCAACUUUAUUUAUAGAUCAAUAUUUCAUCUUAUGUUGUCACCAAAUAGUUGUGUGGAUCUUUUAAUAAAUGUUUU